AUCUGCGAGAAGAAGGGAAAUUUAAUGCGGUGACAAAAGGCAUGUUCGGUGCUACAAGAAAGAAGUUUGUAGAGGGGGGGGUCGACAAUGACUACCCUGACGACAGUAUGUAUUAUGGCCAGCCAUCGAUGUUUUCACAUCGCUCAGAUAAAGACAUGCUGGCAUCUCCCUCACCAUCUUCAUCAGGUCAAUUAUCACAGCUCGGUGCGAGCCUGUACGGCCCACAAAGUGCACUAGGCUUUUCAGUAAGGGGUAUGAGCAACAACAACCCUCAGCUAAACCGCAGCUUAACACAAGGUACACAGUUACCGAGCCAUAUUACCCCAACCACAGGGGUCCCCACCAUGUCCCUCCAUACUCCACCCUCACCCAACAGGGGCAUCCUGCCGUUGAACUCCAGGAACAUGUUGAACCACUCUCAGGUGGGCCAGAGCAUGAGUGGCAGGUCGAACAGUAUGGGCAGCUCAGGGCUGGGCAGUCCAAACAGAAGCUCCCCCAGUAUCAUCUGCAUGCCAAAGCAGCAGCCAGCACGCCAACCGUUCACCAUCAACAGUAUGUCAGGCUUUGGAAUGAACCGGAAUCAGGCAUUUGGAAUGAACUCUUUAUCGAACAACAUCUUCAAUGGAACAGACGGGAGUGAAAACGUGACAGGAUUGGAUCUAUCUGACUUCCCAGCACUAGCAGACAGGAGUCGAAGGGAAGGAUGUGGGAACCCAACACCGCUGCAGAACCCACUGGCUGGAAGAGCUCCCUAUGUUGGGAUGGUCACAAAGCCAUCGAGCGAACAGACACAAGACUUCUCCAUCCACAACGAGGACUUCCCUGCACUGCCUGGGCCCAACUACAAGGAUCCAACACUGAACACAGACGACAGUAAAUCUAACUUGAACUCGUCAGGUAAGAACAGCUCCAGCGGAGAGGGACCCAAGUUCCCUGGUGAUAAAUCGUCAUCAACCCAGAACAACAACCAGCAGAAGAAAGGGAUCCAAGUUUUACCUGAUGGCAAGGUGACAAACAUUCCUCCAGGAAUGGUGACGGACCAGUUUGGAAUGAUUGGACUGCUGACCUUCAUCCGAGCGGCCGAGACAGACCCCGGGAUGGUCCACCUGGCGCUAGGAAGCGACCUCACCACACUGGGCCUCAAUCUCAACUCCCCGGAAAACUUGUAUCCUAAGUUUGCAUCGCCCUGGGCCUCAGCACCGUGUCGACCUCAGGACAUUGACUUCCAUGUUCCCUCAGAGUACUUAACCAACAUUCACAUAAGGGACAAGCUGGCUGCAAUAAAACUGUCUCGUUAUGGAGAAGACCUUCUGUUUUACCUGUACUACAUGAAUGGAGGAGAUCUCUUACAACUGCUUGCUGCAGUAGAACUUUUCAAUCGAGACUGGAGGUACCACAAGGAAGAGAGAGUGUGGAUCACAAGAGCACCGGGCAUGGAGCCCACGCUGAAGACCAACACCUAUGAGAGAGGAACCUACUACUUCUUUGAUUGUCUUAACUGGAGGAAGGUAGCUAAGGAGUUUCAUCUGGAAUAUGACAAGUUGGAGGAGAGGCCUCAUGUGCCAACAGCCUACAACUACAACCCAGCUCAGCAGGCCUUCUGAGAGCCAGCGUACCACCGCAGAGCCGCCCAGUUCCCCCACCACAUCCCCUUUUGUUUCCCCACCCAUCUGGCAAAAGGACUGCGGGACGGUUGGGGGGGAGGGGGGAGUCGGGUGGGAUGGGUUAGGGUCUCCACCUUAAGAACUGGAGGGGAGAGGGCCCUGCCUUAAGAAAUUAUGUGCUGCCCAAAAACAUCCCACACUCAUUCCUCCUGUUUUUACUUCCCCUCUUCCGUUUCUUUCCCUUCAUUUCAUUUCAAACAGGGUCUGUGUUUUUGUUUACGCCCCGCCCCCCCCUCCUCCCCCGGGAUCAAAGACCUUUUUGGUUUCGAGGCUGGUGAACUGACUUGCAGUUAUAGCACAUUCACACACAGAGAAAUACACGCAGUGGUGGUAGAACAAGGCUGACAUCUCGUUCAUGGAAACGUAUUGUGCGUUUAAAAAUAAAACGGGACAGUCACACACAAAACAAACCCAAUACAUGUGAAUACAGAAGGGCAGAAGACAUGCAAUGUUCAUUGUUGCACUAUUUAGUAAUAAAAGAACACAAAAUGGUUUUGUGCUUUUUUAUGUGGAAACACUCUUUUCAUCAUUUUGUCAGGAAGGUUUCACAUAGAGGUUUUUCUGUUUCUUUUUCGUUCUCCAACACAUUCCCUCCGUUUUCAUCAACUCCAUCCUGCAUCCCAUAAUAUUCUUGGUUGGGUAUUUGCAACCUAACUCCAAUAUUUACAAAUCAGAGACUGUUUUAGUGACCGUCGUCGCGACAACCUGUGGACAAUCCUUCAUCUUGGGAUUGUGAGAUUUUUCGAGCUUCAUUGUUCCAGAAUGAGCGCAAAACACUUU
Molecule: messenger RNA, 2444 nt
Organism: Chanos chanos (milkfish)
Lineage: Eukaryota; Metazoa; Chordata; Actinopteri; Gonorynchiformes; Chanidae
Gene: cnot2
Product: CCR4-NOT transcription complex, subunit 2
Exons: 15
Coding region: 42-1604 (520 amino acids)
Biological process (GO): regulation of DNA-templated transcription
Cellular component (GO): CCR4-NOT core complex
Source: RefSeq, a predicted model, not a curated record